Oncorhynchus keta (chum salmon) is the source of this 1602-nucleotide messenger RNA. RefSeq names its product serine/threonine-protein kinase SMG1-like. The transcript is spliced from 11 exons. The record is from RefSeq and is a predicted model, not a curated record. Lineage: Eukaryota; Metazoa; Chordata; Actinopteri; Salmoniformes; Salmonidae. The annotation marks the transcript as partial.
GAGUGGGAGACAAAAAAUAAAGGAGGAAAAAAAUAGAAAGGAGGCCGGACCCGACACAAAACAUAACGCACACCGAUAGCUGUAGAGGGUCCAUUAAUGGACAUAAAAUAAACAGCGAGCAAAUACGCUUGUUCACGGAAUUUAAUCCCGUUGAGAGCAGGUCAUGCUGUUCUCGCAAAGGUAAUGAGCCGUAAAGCCCUUGGGUUUCGGCUUAGCAGCGCCCACAAACUGCAGCGAAACUGGAAUGAUUGGCAGCCCAGAGGCGACAGCGUGUCAGCAGCUAGCCAGGACGGUGUGAAGUGCAUCGCCACCAGAGACCUGGGUCCAGCUGCAGCAGCUGUAUACGACCCAACAGCAGUGGGAGUAGCAACCUCGGACCGGCCUGUCUCCCCACCUCUCCUACAGAAUGAUGCCUUCCCAGACACCGCAGACACACUGGACGAAGGGGGAGGAUAUGAAGCUGCAGGAGGGUUCAGUGAUGAUACUUUUGGUUGGAAGUCGUUGGGGCAAGAGUUGAGGAUCAACGAUGCGACCGCCGAUUUGACCACUUUUCAGCAGCAUGGAAACCGUGCUUUAGCUUCUAAGGACAUGAGGAAAUCCCACGACAGAGGGAUGUCUCACUCUGAUGAGUCUCGCCUGUCCAACCUCCUGCGCCGUGUGUCCCGUGAGGAGGACAGGGACCGCCGGCUGGCCACUGUCAGACAGCUCCGGGAGUUCAUCACUCACUCUGACAACAAAGUGGCCCUGGUGAAACAGUUGGAUACGAUCCUCAGUACCCUGAAUGAUAUUUUGAAUGAAAGGGCUGUAUCACAACUGGACAAGAGUCCCGUACGGCGGGUCACAGGUUAUUUAACCGGGGUGGGCCGUCAGCGUGCACCAAUUAGCCCAGGUCACCCAGGUCAGGGUUUAACCGGGGUGGGCCGGGGUGGGCAACGGGCCGUGCGACAAUUAGCCCAGCGUCACCCAGGAGUAACCUGCUGUCAGAGCUGUCGUCAGGAAGCAGCGGUAUGCCUGGGUCCCUGUGCACCGUGUCUCAGCUAUGAAACAGGGCGCAUCUUCAAGUGGAUGUUUGUCAGGAGGAACCAGGGCUCCAGCACCCUCACACUGGUGAUGAGUAGCCUGCAGUCCAUCCUGGAGAACCUGGACACGCCGGAGCUGCUGUGUCAGAGCGUCCGCUGCAUCCUGCAGGUGGCCCGCUGCUACCCACACGUCUUCAGCACCAACUUCAGAGAUACGGUGGAUAUCUUGGUGGGCUGGCACAUUGACCACACACAGAAACAGUCUCUGACUCAGCAGGUGUCAGGCUGGCUGCAGAGCCUGGAACAGUUCUGGGUAGCAGACCUGACCUUCUCCACCACGCUGUUGGGACAGGGACAGUUUCUAGAGGACAUGGAGGCCUACGCAGAGGACCUGGGUCACGUGGGUUCUGGCGAGGCGGUAGACGAGGACAUCCCUCCACCCACGGUGUCUCUGCCCAAACUGGCCGCCCUGCUGAGAGUGUUCAGCACCGUGGUGCGCUGCAUCGGACAGCGCUUCAACCCCAUUAGAGGACCGCCCAUCACACAGGCAUACGUCUCUGAUGUAAGGAGAGACACACACACA